Penicillium diatomitis is the source of this 756-nucleotide messenger RNA. RefSeq lists its product as uncharacterized. Gene Ontology annotation, molecular function: DNA-binding transcription activator activity, RNA polymerase II-specific. Gene Ontology annotation, biological process: regulation of transcription by RNA polymerase II. Bases 1 to 756 code for a protein of 251 amino acids. Lineage: Eukaryota; Fungi; Ascomycota; Eurotiomycetes; Eurotiales; Aspergillaceae. The record is from RefSeq and is a predicted model, not a curated record. The transcript has a single exon.
AUGCACGGCAUCCUGGCCAUGUCCGCCUUGCAUUUUGUCCACCUGCGGCAAGAUGGCCGCCAGGCAGAGUGGCUCGAUCUCGCGAUCUCGCACAAAAGCGAGGCUUUGGCUCUUUUCCACGAGCAAUUGCAGCAGAUCGACGAGUCCAACGCCAAGGCGAUGAUGAGCUUCGCGGGCAUCGCAGUGGUCUUCAGCUUUGCAAGCGCCCUGCACUGCUCAAAUACCGAUGACGGGCCCAGUGUGAACGCUUUGAUCGAUCUACUGAUUCUGACACGUGGAGUCCAUACGAUCAUCACUCAUGCGUCGGACUUCCUUCGCAAAAGCAAUUUUGCGCCUAUCUUUGAUAUUAGUGACGACGGCACUGUGCUACCGAACGACUUUGGCGAGGCGCUGGCCCGUCUCGACAAGCUGAAUGCUCAAUAUGGUCGCGAUUUCCCAGCCCACAAAAAGGACCUGUACGAAUCAUCGAUAAAUAGCUUGAGAUCUCUAGGUCGCUUCGCGUUCACGGAGCCAGGCUCGCUCACUUUCGUUGGUGGCUGGGCCAUUGGAUCUUCAAAAUACUACUUGGACGAAUUGAGGAACCGUGAGCCUCUUGCGCUGGUGAUUCUGGCCCAUUUCUGCGUACUACUUCACCACGUCCGGCAUAAUUGGUGUAUCGGACCAUGGGGGCGGAUUGUGCUCGGAGAAAUCGUGCAAAUACUUCAUUCCGACUGGCAGUGUCACAUUACAUGGCCUAUAGUGCAAGUUUUGAGAUAA